Molecule: messenger RNA, 3297 nt
Organism: Rhineura floridana
Lineage: Eukaryota; Metazoa; Chordata; Lepidosauria; Squamata; Rhineuridae
Product: complement component C6-like
Exons: 18
Coding region: 135-2981 (948 amino acids)
Biological process (GO): immune response
Cellular component (GO): membrane attack complex
Molecular function (GO): protein binding
Source: RefSeq, a predicted model, not a curated record
ACCCUUGAGUUGCACCUCUUGUUCAGAACGGCUGAGGUCAAUGUUGCAUUUAGGACAACAGGGGCCACCAAAGUAAUUCACUUUUCAGGUAGCUGCUUUGGCUGGAUUGUAUCUUUACAUUGCACACCAACUGUAUGGACUUCAUUGACUUUGCUAGCUUCAUGCCUACAGCUAUGGAGAAAAAAACGAGUUUGCUCCUCCUCCUGCUGCUGCAUGCCACCAUUGAAAGCAGCGAGGGAUGCUACUGUGACCAUUAUCCAUGGACUCCCUGGGUUAGCUGUUCAAAGACCUGUAAUUAUGGGACUCAAAGUAGGCAUAGGCAAAUCAAGGUGGAUGAUUAUUAUUCCAAAAACUUCUGUGCCCAACUUUGCACCACUCAGGAAUCCAGGGCCUGCAACCAGCAGAUGUGUCCUAUCAACUGCCAGCUUGGAGACCAGCUUGGUCCCUGGUCAGACUGUGAUCCGUGUGUUAGAAAACAAUUUCGUGUCAGAUCCCUGACUAGACCCUCUCAGUUUGGGGGACAACCCUGCAAUGAGCAACUGGUAGAGUCCCGGAGGUGCUACCCAACCAAACAGUGCAACAUGGAGGCAGUAAACUGUGAGAACAAAUUCCAGUGUGCAAAUGGUCGCUGCAUCCGCCGAAACUUGGAAUGCAAUGGAGAAAACGACUGUGAGGACAAUUCAGAUGAAAGGAACUGUCGCCGUGUGCAGACUGUGUGCAACAGAAGGCACGAAAGUGUUCCUGGCGUGCAGUUAAUAGGCCAUGGAUUUCACCUUCUGGCAGAAGAGAACAGAGGAGAAGUCCUUGGUAAUUCUUUCAAUGGAGGCAAAUGCACACUUGUGAAAAACAAUGAUACAAGGAAAACGUUCCGUGUUCCAGCAAACAUAGAGACUGUCAGCUUUCAGGUAGAGAAUGAAGAAGAUGAUGUAGCAUCUGAUUUCUACAGUGAUUUAAUUCCUUUAGACUCUGCUUCCUCUAGAAGCAGUUCUUCCUCUGGCUCAGGCAAAAGCUCUUCUGGAAUCCCAUAUCUUUUCUCCAAAAAGAAAAAAGUAAAGGUCACAUCCUCAUCCUCCUUCAAGGAAGCUGUGCAGGCUUCAUAUAAAAAGAACUCCAACUUUAUUAGGGUCCAUAAGGUGAUUGCUGUGUCAAACUUCACAGUGAAAGAGUCAGACUUGCACCUCUCUGGAGUGUUCCUACAGGCCCUCAACAGCCUGCCUCUGGAGUACAACUAUGCCCUCUACAGCCGGAUAUUUGAUGACUUCGGGACUCAUUAUUACACAUCUGGGUCAAUGGGAGGCACGUAUGACCUCCUUUAUCAAUACAGUGCUGAAGAACUGAGAAAUUCAGGCUUAACAGAGGAAGAAGCAAAUGAGUGUGUCCGGACAGAAACAACUAAGCGUGUCUUUUUCAGAAAGAAAAAGAAAGUGCAUACGAGAUGCGUCACCAACCGAAUGAGCGCUCGUCAUGAAGGUUCUUUUUUGCAGUCCUCUGAAAAGUCUAUCUCAUUAGUAAAAGGAGGGAGGUCUGAAUACGCCGCAGCUCUUGCCUGGGAAAAAAAAGGAUAUUUCCCAGAACAUGCCAUUUACACAAAUUGGCUAGAAUCGACUAAAGACAAUCCAAUCAUCGUUGAUUUUGAGUUAACUACCAUUUUGGAUGUGGUGAAGGGCUUCCCAUGUGCGGUGACUAAACGUCGUAACCUCAGGAGAGCUCUUAUCGAAUAUAUGGAACGAUUUGACACGUGCCGAUGUACUCCGUGUCCCAACAAUGGCAGGCCUGUGCUAUCUGGAACGGAAUGCCUCUGUGUGUGCCAGGCUGGUACUUACGGCGAUAACUGUGAGAUGCGAGCACCUGAUUACAAAUCCGUUGCUGUGGAUGGUUACUGGAGUUGCUGGUCUCCAUGGAGUCCCUGUAAUGCCUCCCAUAAGAGGCAAAGGGCCCGUGCAUGUAACAAUCCCUCGCCACUAAAUGGAGGGAAGCCAUGUGAAGGCGAACCUGCGCAAGAGGAAGAAUGCUAUCUCUCAAUAUUUGCUGACAAGGGGGCUUUGUGCAUAAAUGAUGACGAAGAGAAAAAGGAAAUUGACAUUUUUGUUGGGCAGCCUGAAUCUGGAUGCUUUAAACCAGACCCUCCAGAACAUGGAUUCAUCAGGAAUGAAAAGAACUAUUAUGCUGUUGGCGAACAAGCCGAAGUUGUGUGUUUUAGUGGAUAUGAUCUUGUGGGGUAUCAAUUCUUUCUCUGCCUGCCGGAUCAAACGUGGGCACAGCAGCCUGUUGAUUGCCAGCCAUCUGCUUGUGUCAGACCAUCAGCAUCUCCUGAUGUCUCCAUUUCCCCAUUUAAAAGUGAAUACAGCGUUGGGGAAACCAUCCAGCUAAGUUGCCCUGCCACCUAUAUCCUAAAUGGCCACACCCAAUACACUUGUGGGAAAGGCCCAUCCUGGAAGCCUCCUGUUUGGAGAGUACUUACCUGCAAGAAAGAUGAUCACACUCAAGCUCAAGGCCGUUGCGGCCCAGGCCAAAAGCAGGCUGGAUCUCAAUGUGUGUGCCUGUCCCCAACAGAGGAUUGUGGCCACUAUUCUGAAGAUGUUUGCGUCCUGGAUGCAACUUCUGAACAAGCCCUUACAAAGCCCAGCUGUCAGUUCUUGGCAGAAAAAUGCCUAGUAGAGGAUUCGCUCCAUUUCCUGCAUUCUGGCCCCUGCCUCAGUGACACUGAUUUGAGGUGGGCCAAGGAAAGGGCCAACCUCUCUGCAGGCAGCAUAAAGAAAGAGCCCUGUGGCUAUGACACAUGCUAUGACUGGGAGAACUGUGCAGAGUCACACAAUGCAUGCUUCUGCCUGCUGCCUAACCAGUGCCCGCAACGUGAAGAGCACCUUGUCUGCAUCAAAGUUAGAUACAGAACGAUGACAGCCAACCUCUGUACACUGGGGGCAAUGACAUGUUCCAGAGUGCGCUAUAAAAUACUACAUGAAGGAAGCUGCUUGGACUAAGAGCCAUCAGAAUCAUUGCUGGGCUACUUUUGCUCUGGGCCCCUACAUAUGGCUUUCAUUUCAAAGACUGUGCAUUCCAGUUCAGCUCUGUUUUUUCCUGUGGUCUACCUGUGCAUGGGGUUCAGGGCUGUGCCAAUCUGCCUUUUCUUCAGCUGACUCUCUUUGAUCAUGUGAAGAGUGUCUUUCAUUUGAAGGAAGCCAGCUUCUUUUCUAACAAUAUGGUCUGUGGACAGAGUGCAUCUGAGCUUGUACAGGGUGCCUCUUCUAGGAGGCAAAUUUAUAAUAAAAAAUCCAAGGACAGUGCCUCUGAAAAUAA